AUGGAGCGUCCGCAACGAAUCCCGCCAAAGGUCUCGACUGACGUUGUGCGGCUCUCAUACUUCUUCUUUGCGAUUUGGUGGUUCAUCAUCCUUGCCGUUCACGUGGUUACGUGUCUCUACAAUGCGGUGUACGCCUACUGCUACUGGAAGCUCAAGACCACGUACCUGAACGUCUGCCUCGAGUUCUACAAGAUUGGCAUGCCUCAACCUUAUCACAAUGCCAUCGCUAUCACGCACGUAGUAAUGUCAGCCAUCCACGGGGUGUGCAUCUUGCUAAUGUUGACUGGUUCCAUUUGGCUCCGUUCUCUGGCGUUUACCCCGUGGUCUUCAAGAGCCGUUGGUCCUGAAGUACCAACUGAACCAACGAACUCUUUCUUCGACCGCCUAGAGGCAUUUUACGACAGAGUUACGUAUCCAUUCAGCGUUUUUGGAGUGAAAGGGAAAUACUUUGAAGUCGCGCUCAUAUCUCGUGAAGUCGUCGAGACAGCACUGCAGACUGUUCAAGCCUAUCGAAUGAGUGCGUUACUGCCACGAGUUCUCUUGAAUCGAUUUUACGUCGUCUUACUCGUGAUUAAUUGCUGGACAUCCCCACUAAUUGACGUCGCCAUCUACAAACACGACAAAGCCCGCAGAAGAUUCGUGUGUACCGUACUCGACUGCUUGCUGGACCUCAUGGCUUCUAUGGGGAUUGAGCUGAUAGUGCUGCUGGAAUACGUGAAGGACUACGAUCCGAAAGUGCAGGGGUUUAGCGGGAUUAUCUGGUACAACGACGAGUGGGUCGCUCGUGCCUUGAACGAAUUCCAGAUGAUCGUCGUCGUUUCCUGGUCGGAUCUUGUGAGUCGAAUAAUUUUCUCGCUCGGGUUGGUUGUUACUACGCUUAGCAUGAGGACAUUGAUAUCGCGUCUACCUCGGAAGAGGAACCGCAUUUUAUCACGAGCGGAUGCUGCCAACACCGAAAAGUGGCGGGCGUAUCAUGCUAACAGUAAACUCCUUCAAGCAGCUCACCUAAUGUUUGCGGUUUGGGGGUUCGUGAUACUCGGACUUCAUAUCCACGCAUCGAUGCGACCGACACUCCCUCAAUGCCUGAUGCAAGUCAGACCAUGGACGGCUUCCCUCCCCUCCUGCUAUCUGGCUGGACUUGAUUGCCAUACUUUAGAAAUAUCCGGCAAUAUGCAACAAGUGCAGGAUAAAUGGAGUGAGUUUGACGCCUCCACAGUUGUCCAGCUCCUGAUCCGACACUGUCCUGAGCUUGAAGUGCCCGACAUCUUCAGCGACUUCCACAACCUCCGAGGCGUCAAAGUGUACAACUCAACUAUCAUUGACUGGGGCGAGUCUGCAGCCAUCACGAAUACGAACCAUCCUCAAGUGGCAACAUUGUUCAUCGUCCGUGUGAAUAUGACGGACGGUUUGUUGCCGGCAGGGUUCCAGUCGGAGGAUUUCCCCCAAAGUUUGUAUGAUAUCGAGAUAUGCGUCACCAACCUGCGCGACUUACCCCCUGACUUGGAUCAUAAAUGGCUGGAAGGGGCGAUUAUCCAGGUGGAAUACAGCGAGUUAAGGAGCGCUCCAUUGGUAUUGGCACGACUCAACCCGUUCUACCUGUACUUGACUGGGAAUCCAAUGAGGGAACUCCCACCCGAGGUGUUUGAAAUCGGCGGCAUGGUGUACUUAGGCGUCGGCGACAUGGACAUCUCCGAGUUGCCGCCCAACGUG
Molecule: messenger RNA, 1710 nt
Organism: Phytophthora sojae
Lineage: Eukaryota; Oomycota; Peronosporomycetes; Peronosporales; Peronosporaceae
Exons: 2
Source: RefSeq, a predicted model, not a curated record